CACGCACCACCACCUGGUUGGUGUCACUCUUCUCCCUGUGUCUCUUGCUGUAACAUCUAGUCAAUUCUUUGUCAUUCUUUCCAACUCUCUCACAUCGACACUCUCGUUAACGAUUGCUGUACAAUUCACCUGAAGGGGUUGAUACCUCCAUUGGACCUUGCACUUCUGACCUGUGCAGACCUCUUGUUUGGAGCAGUCAUCAGUCGAUCUUCGACGCACGCCAACGUCACUCACUGUCUCCAGAACCCAGGGUGAAAAGGCGUUCAGAAUGUCAAAUGAAGAUGCAACUGAAUCGGCUCCGUCGUCUCGAGGGUCGUCAGAAGUGUCCGAAUCUCAACAGAACAGUACAACCAGAAAGACCAGUUCUGCAAAGAAGUCCUCCAAGGUGUCUAAACCUCGACUGACGGCUUCCCAAAAGAACUUCAACCACAAAGAUGCUGAGAACAAGCGUAGAACCGCCAUCCGGGAGCGCUUCACCGAGUUAUCGCACAUGGUUCCGGGGGCCAUGGGCCAAGAACGUAGUGAACAAGUCAUGCUCGGCAAGACCGCUGAUUACCUCAAGGACAUGUUACUUGAGCAACGGAGGCUGGAAGCGUUGGCCGACGAUCAAGGAAUCCAAAUGGAUGAGGCUGGAAGACUGAGGGAUGACGAUUUGGGAGGACAACAAUGGAGGGGCCGAAACAUGGAGCAAUACGAAGCCAGUAAGCUCAAACAGGAAUCUGGAAAGGGACAGAAUUCCGGCAAUGAUGAUAAUGAUUGAUACGUCGAUCAAUACCUCUCCUAGCAUGGAGGGACUGUCGCCAAUGGUUCAUUCUAUGCACGCUGAGUCCUAACAACAAUUGAGGACGUCCAAGCCAUGCCGUAUUUGAGUGGACGAGUACCAAAAGAACAAGGGCUGUUGAUGAUGAUGAUAUCGCGAAGACUUAAUGUGACAACAAGGCUGUUCUACCGCACCUCUUUUGGAAGACUGCCCACCGCUAUUCGAGCAGUGACUGAAAG
Messenger RNA from Exophiala viscosa, 999 nucleotides. RefSeq lists its product as uncharacterized. NCBI's taxonomy places the organism in Eukaryota, Fungi, Ascomycota, Eurotiomycetes, Chaetothyriales, Herpotrichiellaceae. Gene Ontology annotation, biological process: regulation of transcription by RNA polymerase II. Gene Ontology annotation, molecular function: RNA polymerase II cis-regulatory region sequence-specific DNA binding; protein dimerization activity; DNA-binding transcription factor activity, RNA polymerase II-specific. The transcript has a single exon. The coding region runs from base 269 to 760 and encodes 163 amino acids. The record is from RefSeq and is a predicted model, not a curated record.